UUGUUUCAGAUUUUUGUGAAUAAGGUUCAACAGCCGACGAAAGCAAUUUGUGUAGGUGCUCAGUCGGAUCGUGAUUAUGAAAGAUCGGGGAUCGAAGACUCAUCGAUAAAGAGCAGUUCGAGGAGCGACUUAGUGCAUCUUUGUUCUAAAGACUCGAUACAAUGUAAUUACGACGAUGUUUCGGAUGCGAAUGCUGCAGACGCAGCCAGUACAAAAGCAAACAACGAUGCGACCACCAAGUUGAUCAUGCAGAGGUAUAAAAUUAAAUCGACGCAUUAUCAAUCACCGAAUAUUUGCAAACGUCAUCAUUCGGCCGAAUCAUCGUUGGAACACAGUAUGCAGCCGGGCACAUCCACAGAAUCCGGCGCCGCAGUUAUCGAAGGGGCAGUCGCAAAUAGCGGUUUGAAUAAUUCGUUGAAUUUUGCCAGAAACUGA
Molecule: messenger RNA, 435 nt
Organism: Gongylonema pulchrum
Lineage: Eukaryota; Metazoa; Nematoda; Chromadorea; Rhabditida; Gongylonematidae
Source: the annotation of a GenBank genome assembly